Rotaria sp. Silwood2 is the source of this 462-nucleotide messenger RNA. Lineage: Eukaryota; Metazoa; Rotifera; Eurotatoria; Philodinida; Philodinidae. The record is from the annotation of a GenBank genome assembly.
UCAUGUACAUCAAGUUUUACUCAACAUUCAGCUACAAUACAAUCAGUAAGUGCAGGAACAAAUGGUUCAAUAACAUCUUCUUCACGUAAAAGACGUCAAAGAUUUAAAUAUUUAGCUAAAAGUUCUGUAGGCAAUGAACGUAAAGCAAUGCGUGUAUUACUUAUUAUAUUUUCAAUAUUUGUUAUAUUAUGGACACCAUUUUUUAUUAUUAAUCUUCUUUCUUGUUAUAAAACGGAUAUUCAUCCGAUUUUAAUAUCAACUGCAACAUGGCUUGGUUAUUGUUCAUCAUGUGCAAAUCCAAUUAUUUAUACUAUAUUUAGUCGAGCUUUUCGUCGAGCUUUUGUUAAUAUAUUAACAUGUCGAAAAGUAAUUCAUUCACAUCGUUCAUCAUGUCAUUCAAUGGUUAUGUCAACUGGACGAAAAUUUUCAUCACUUAGCAAAGGACAAAUUGAUCAACGUUAA